AUGGCUCGCGAUGCCGGCGCACACAUGCAUGGCGAUGUCUCGCUGCUCUCCAUGUCGGCGGACGAUAGCGAAGACGUUGCAAACGUAUCUGCUGCGCUUGCACCGAUUCCCGAGUCGACGCGGGCGCAGUUACAGCGCUGGAUUCUCUCCAUUGCGCUCGUCAACUUUGACCUGGAGCUCGGCCCAGACGUAGAAUGCAUGUACCCCGCCCUGGAUAUCAGCAAGGAAGAAAAGGAUAACAUCGCGUUUAGCGCGUUUCCCGACACGACGGUCUUCAGCGACGGCAGUUUGGUGUUUUCAUGGCGUGUGCGCGAAGUACCGCUGGGCGCGUCGAGCGCAAUGCCGCCGCGCAUUCCCGACAUGACAGAGCCCAAGGUGCAGGAAACGGGUCCGCUGCGGCGCGUAUCACUGCGCCACUCGGCGCGCCAAAUCACCCGGUCAUUUCUCGGGGCUUCUUACGAGCUGGAAAGCGUGCCGGCGAACCGUCCGCCGACGUCCGGCAGUCGGUCGACCAGCUACAUGUACGGCUACACCUUCUUUCUCCAGAAACGCGAUCCGCUUUUGCGGCGCGGCUACUUUCAAAAGUCGCUGGUGCUGCUGAGCCACCUGCCGUACGUCGCACUCUUUGGCGAAAUGGCUGCGCGCGUCGGCCCCGUCUUUUUUGAGCAUGGCCUGCCGGUGCUCGAGUCGCUCGUGCAAGAGAUUGCGCAGUGGGCGGCGCCGAGUCCUGGAGCGAUGCUCUCGCUCCCGUGCAUAGGCAGCCUCCUUUCUGCCACCCUCCCGCAUGGGAACGAGGCGCAGAAUGGCGACUGGGCGAGCACGCAUGGGGCGCCGAUCCUUGCUUCUGUGCCGUCGACGCCGCUUCCUGUGGUAUUCCAGCAGCUCGUCCCUGAUUUGUGGCUUGUAUGGGAGUGCAUGCUGCUUGCCGACCCCAUCCUAGUCGUUGGCCGCGAUCCACGCUCGGUGAGCGAGGCUGUAUGGCACAUGCUGGACCUGAUCCGACCUGUGGCAUGUGCUGGCGACUACCGGCCCUACUUUCACAUCCACGACUACGAUUUCCGCGCGCUGGUUUCACGGAACAAGCCGCAAGCGGGAACCGUGCUGGGCGUUACGAAUCCCUUUUUCCUGCAGACCUGUGCCCACUGGCCGCAUGUGCUACAGCUAGGGUACGAGGCGUGCAAUGUCCCGCCGAAAUCCGCGCGGCGCGGCACUGUGGGCGCCUUGGCGCCUUCCUUUACAUCCAAGCGCAAGCGCCACGUCAGCAAGGACCGUGGUUUGCUGAGCGAGGUGCUUGCGCUCGCAGCCAAGCCCGACGGGCAUGGCAAGGCAAAUGUACUCUUGCGGCGCUACUUUGCGGAUCUCACCGAGCGGUUUCUCGCUCCGCUCAACCGGUACAUGGCCUCGCUCAUUCCCGCGCACUUUGAUCUGUCCUCGCCCGCAGAGCCGCCGCGGAUCAAGCCGUUUCAUAACGCCGACUUUCUUGCGUCGCUAAAGACGCACAGCACGCCGCUCAAAAUGCGCCAACGCUCGCUCUCGACGAAUGCAUCGCUGCGGCAUGCCCUUUACGCCGACUUUCUACAGUGCCCCAACUUUUCUCUCUGGCUCCAGGCGCGCAUCCACGCCGCACAAGAAGAACAGCGGCAGCGGAGGCUAGCGGCGCUGUGUACGGGCGACGUCGACGCCUUUGCGCGCGCACACUCCACUGCCGAGUGCACGGACCUUUACGUACGGCUUUUUGGGGAAUUGCGUACGGUGCAUACACAGCUAACACAGCCCGUGCAGACGCCGGGGCGCCGCUGGCGGACCGAGGGCGGCGUGCUGAAGCCCACGGGCACGGACGCGCGUGCAUUGGAGACACGACGUGCCCAGUUAAAAGCGCAGCUCGAGAAGCUCCAAUCCGCCAUGCCUGCAGAGCUGCGCGCCGAGCUGGACGCACAGCACGGCAGUGCAGACUAA
This is a messenger RNA of Malassezia vespertilionis, 1956 nucleotides long. RefSeq lists its product as uncharacterized. Gene Ontology annotation, molecular function: guanyl-nucleotide exchange factor activity. The coding region runs from base 1 to 1956 and encodes 651 amino acids. Lineage: Eukaryota; Fungi; Basidiomycota; Malasseziomycetes; Malasseziales; Malasseziaceae. The transcript has 2 exons. Gene Ontology annotation, cellular component: recycling endosome. The record is from RefSeq and is a predicted model, not a curated record.